CCCGGAAACGCCUGAUUAGUUUCCUUUCUGAAGGGCCCCCGCUUUAGAGCUGGACCUUAAAGAAUAUAAAGAAAGCAUCUUCUCUGGACGUAUCUGGCCCAGGAGUUCCUCAUUUGUUGAGCAGAAACAGCUCCAGUGGAGCUUUUAACUCCAAUUGGUGUAAGGCAUUUCCUAGGUAGCCCCGGCUCGAGCGGGGUCCUUCUCGGACCGGACGUGGCGAAUUGCGUCAUAGUUACGCGCGCGCGCCCGCCCGGGCUGCGGGGCGCCGUUCGUGGUCCUGUUCCCAUGUCGCUACCCUGGUGCGCUUUUCGCUGGGCCCGGCUUCCGGCCCGGUUGGGCGCCGCGCUGCGUUCGGGCCGGGAUCCGAGGCUUCGGGCACUGGGGCAGGCCUGGUCCUCCUCUUCCUCAUCUUCUUCCUCCUCGUCCUCCGGCGGUACCAAGGCUCCGAAUACGUCCCUCUAUGUCCCGCUGCCCGUGAAGCCCCUCGGACCCAACGCCGCGGGCGACGUGGGAGCUGAGCUUACGAGGCCGCUCAACAAAGUUGAAGUCAGGAAAGUCUUAGACAAAUUUUACAAGAGAAAAGAAAUACAGAAAUUGGGCACUGAUUAUGGCCUGGACGCCCGACUCUUCCACCAAGCUUUCAUCAGUUUUAGAAAUUAUAUCUUGCAAUCACAGUCCUUGGACGUGGACAUUCACAUCACCCUGAAUGAUAUCUGCUUCAGUGCAGCUCACGUUGAUGAUCUCUUCCCAUUUUUCAUGAGACAUGCAAAGCAGAUGUUCCCUAUGUUGGCCUGUAAAGAUGAUCUCCGAAAAAUCAGCGACUUACGGCUUCCACCCAACUGGUAUCCAGAAGCCAGAUCACUCCGGCGGAAGAUUGUGUUCCAUGCUGGCCCUACCAAUAGUGGGAAGACUUAUCAUGCUAUCCAGAGAUACUUGGCUGCCAAGUCUGGAGUUUAUUGUGGCCCUUUAAAACUGCUGGCUCACGAGAUCUUCGAAAAGAGUAAUGAUGCUGGUGUGUUAUGUGACUUGGUAACGGGGGAAGAACGAGUGAUUGCAGACCCCAAUGGAAAACCAGCUGCCCAUGUUGCUUGUACUGUUGAGAUGUGCACUGUCACGGCCCCUUAUGAAGUGGCCGUCAUUGAUGAGAUCCAGAUGAUUAAAGACCCAGCUAGAGGAUGGGCCUGGACCAGAGCACUCUUGGGACUCUGUGCGGAAGAAAUCCAUCUGUGUGGAGAGGCUGCCGCCAUUGAUAUUGUAACGGAGCUGAUGUACACCACGGGAGAGGAAGUGGAGGUUCAAAAUUAUGAGAGACUCACCCCCAUCACUGUGCUGAAUCGUGCUCUCGAGUCUUUAGAUAAUCUUCAGCCUGGGGACUGCAUCGUCUGUUUUAGCAAGAAUGACAUUUACUCUGUGAGUCGUCAGAUUGAGACCCGGGGAUUGGAGUCGGCCGUUAUCUAUGGCAGUCUUCCCCCUGGGACAAAACUGGCCCAAGCAAAAAAGUUUAACGAUCCUAAUGACCCGUGCAAAAUCCUGGUGGCGACUGAUGCAAUCGGCAUGGGGUUGAAUCUGAGCAUAAAAAGAAUUAUUUUUAACUCUCUCAUAAAGCCCAGUAUCAAUGAGAAGGGAGAGAAAGAAAUGGAGCCCAUAAGCACCUCGCAGGCUCUGCAGAUCUCGGGCCGAGCCGGCCGAUUCAGCUCCAAGUUUAAAGAAGGGGAGGUGACCACCAUGUAUCCGGAAGACUUGAAAUUGCUCAAGGAGAUUUUGAAUAAGCCCGUGGAGCCCAUCGAGGCGGCCGGCCUUCACCCUACUGCUGACCAGAUUGAGAUGUUCGCGUACCAUCUCCCCGACACCACUCUGGCCAACCUCAUUGAUAUCUUCGUGGACUUCUCCCAAGUGGACGGGCAGUAUUUUGUCUGUAACAUGGAUGACUUUAAGUUCUCGGCCGACCUCAUCCAGCACAUCCCCCUGAGCCUCCGGGUGAGGUACGUGUUCUGCACGGCCCCCAUCAACAAGAAGCAGCCGUUUGUCUGCUCCUCCCUGUUACAGUUUGCGAGGCAGUACAGUCGGAACGAGCCGCUGACGUUUGCCUGGCUGCGCCGCUACACCAGGUGGCCUUUACAGGCCCCCAAGAACAUCAAAGACCUCGUGGAGCUGGAAGCCAUCCACGACGUGCUGGAUCUGUACCUGUGGCUGAGCUACCGCUUUGUGGACAUGUUCCCCGAUGCCACCCUCGUCCGCGACCUCCAGAGAGAGCUCGACGGCGUCAUCCAGAAGGGCGUGCACAGCAUCACCAGGCUGAUCCGCAUGUCGGAGUCCCAGCGGAUGUUGAACUUGGACAGUUCCCCGGCAGGGAAGCAGGGCCAGCUGGCGGGGGCCGCUAAGCCGUCCUCUCAGGAAGGGGUGAAGAUCAAAACUGUGGAGGAUGCCAUAAUGGACACUUUGGCUUCUAGGUCCCUCGCCUCGAAGCUGGUGCAACAGGGGCGCCUCACGCCCAGCAUGCUGAAGCAGCUGAAGAAGGAGUGGUUAAAGCAGCAGCUGGUGGAGGGGAAGGCCAGCGCCCAGAAUGAGAACCAGUCCGAGGGGACGAGGAAGAAGAACAACAACCCUAACGCUGACUAGAUUUUUAGACACCAAAUAAAAAAACAGUAUCUGUUUGCCAAGCCUUAUUCUGGUUCGCUUCUGGUGCCGGCUGCUCUCCUGUCUGGGCGCCUGGCUGUGGACAGAAGGUCGCCGGGACAGGCUGAGAGUUUGGGUACCUGCUGGUGGCCUGGUUCACUCCAGCUUGUCUUGGAUCGUGAAACUGGCCCCAAGUACCCAGAAUAUGUGGGCAGUGUGUCCUUGGGUCUGUGUUUAGAAUGUUGUAGUAGUAACAUCAAUGGUUCUCACGUCCCUCUGCAGCCUGCAGAUCUCCCUACGAGUCCCCGAAACCAUCCCUUUCAUCCUUCCUUUUAUUAUAGCACAUGGAUGCUCCAUGAUAUUAAUUAGACUUUGUCCACCUGUUUCCAGCUGAUAGACGCCCCAUUUUUUUGCUACUACAGAAAUUGCUGCUAUAAAUAUUUUUAUACGUAUAGAUCGUAUUCUUUUCUCUUUGGUCUUUGGGGUGUCACUGGGUCACAGUUUAGUGACUUGUGGGCCAAUGUGAUGGGUGUGAGAUAGAAGCUCAGAGUUGUGUAAUUUGCAUUUGUCUAAUUUAUUAGUGAUUUGGAACUUUUUUUCAUAUGGCUGUUGAUAGCUUGGAUUUCUUAGUGUGAAAACUUCUGAAGCACUGUAGAAGACCAUCUCUAUAAUGAGCUACAGAGCUGUGUUAACUGGUCAGUCCAUAAAACCACCCGUUAUAGUGAGUAUUUAAAAAUCCAUCUCCUGGACCUCUUUUUUUCAGUGUUUUCAGACUAAGCUUUGAAUACUUGGAAUGAAAUCCUGAUUUACAAUGUUGUAUCUCUGGGGUAUCCAAGAAGACUUUGCUUCAUCCCUAGUUACAUUCAGAGCCAUAGGGCUGGAGUGGGACUGGGCUGAUGAAAGGAAGGACCGUGGAUUUGGAUUCAGAAGAGUCAGACUUCACUCCUGGUUUGGGUUAUUUGCUCCUCGUGGCCGUGGUCCACUCACCUCCCUUUCUGGACUUCAUUUAUGUAGGUGAGGAAUCUGAGCUCUAAAUCCUCCCUGCCAGAUUUUCUCUGAAUUUGGGGGGGCUCCCAUGUGCCCCAGAACUGAGCCAGCCCUGCUUGGGGUGGACACUUUCCCUUUGGGUGGGUGCUGUUCAGCAGUACAGAGUUCACUGAUAUGGGUAGUCAUGAUGGUAAUAGACUUGGAUUGAGAUGACAGUCUUCAGGCUUCUGACCUUUGCCUUCUGGGAGCCUUUGGAAGGGUGUGGUUCUUCCUCCUCCCUCCAGCCCCCCGAACAUUGGCCUCUGCAGUUCAGCUGGCUUUUCCCCUGCUUUGGAACAUAAAAGAGUCCUCCAGUCUUCCUGUCUGAGAAAUUCCUAGAAUUGUAUUAAGUCACCAAUCCGUAGAGCGGACCCUGUUGCGUUUACUAAUUGUGGUGAAAGGGUUCUGCCAGCCCUCUCCAGACUCCACACCUUUGUUUGGAGGUGGCGACUCAUCCUGUGACCUUAGGGGAAUUACUACAAGAUGAAGCUGGGGGGGUGGGUAAGCAGUGCCAGGUCUGAAACUGGGAAGACCUGGGUGCAAACAGGGCCUCCGACACUUUCCAGCGAGGUGGCCUUGGGCAAGUCACUUCACCCCCAUCACCUCGCCCUUCCUGCUCCGCUGCCUUAGAAUGGAGACUAAGAAGGGGAGGCUGUUUUUGUUGUUUUUUUAAAAGAAGGACUUGGACGUGCACCUAUGUGUAGCUAGAAAACAUGGAGAAAUAGUGAUGAAGUCAGUCCCUUUGAGGGAAGCACCAGGAGCCACUCCUUAAAUCGUGAGUUGGCUGAAGGAGGUGAGAGGGAACGUUUCCUCCUAAGCCAGAGUUUAAGGCAGGCUUGGCUGGUGUCCCAAGCUCGUGAGCACCCGUGCUUUUUUUUUUCGAUACUUUUACAAAGAGAUUUGCUAAUCAUUGGCCAUGUCUGAGGGAAGGUGCUUAGGUUGGCUGGACUGUAUGCCACACCCUUUGAAGGCGCCAUUUUGGAAAGGAGAACAGUAGAACUACAACAUGACUGUACCGAUCACCACCUCAAUCCAGAGAGAGCUCUAUCUAUACACAACACACACCACUGUGAAAUGUAUGUAUACUUGAUUCAAAUUAAAAUGCUUUCUCCCUUUUUUAA
Molecule: messenger RNA, 4763 nt
Organism: Monodelphis domestica (gray short-tailed opossum)
Lineage: Eukaryota; Metazoa; Chordata; Mammalia; Didelphimorphia; Didelphidae
Gene: SUPV3L1
Product: Suv3 like RNA helicase
Biological process (GO): mitochondrial RNA 3'-end processing
Cellular component (GO): mitochondrial degradosome
Molecular function (GO): hydrolase activity, acting on acid anhydrides; RNA helicase activity; ATP binding
Source: RefSeq, a predicted model, not a curated record